AUGAAGCCGUGGCUAAUCUGGGCUCUCGGGGUCCCGCGGCGCGCGCAGGCUGGGAGCGGGCGGGAGCGGGCGCUCCGGGAAGAGCUCGGUGCGGCGGGAGCGCGGGCAGCGGAGCCCCGGGACAGCGCGCAGGGAAACGCGCCAGGGCAGAGGGAGGAUGGAAAUCCUCCGGCAGGGAUUUCCGACAGAGCCCGCGGCGGGGAAUUUGCGCCAGAAAUUCUCAUGAUGAAAGCAACUCUACCUAGCAGUCAUGCUACAAGAGGUUUGGAAGGAAGGAAUACCAGGAGAGCUGAAACAGAAAACACUGGUUUAGGGAAUGGGAUCAUGGAGUUGAGUGUCUGCGGGCCUGGUUUGAGGGAGGACUCUGACAUCCAGGGGCUUCCAAUGAUCCCAGAGGUUGGCUCUAGCGUUGCAGAAAGUGGUGAUGUGAAGUUCUGGGAAAAUACUAGUUGCAUCUGGAAAGGAUGUCAAGAGGGGACCCAAAAUGAGCUUAGGAAUGUUACCACCAUGAAGCCAUCCACACCUUUGGAGCAAGAAGGCUUCAUACUACUGACUGUAAUUUUUAGUAGCUUUCUUCUAGAGCUAAACAUGCUGGGCUGGAGCCUUGCUGCCAAUGUAGGACCUGCUGCACACAUGUGGAAUGGACAAACUCCUGAUUUGAAAGCCGUUGAAGGCAUUGAUUUGAAUCCCAGUUCCAAACACAUUUCAUGUCUGGCUUGGAUAAAAAAAGGAAUAUGCCUUGCAGUUUGGAUCAGUGAUGGAGAGCUGCAAUUGUGGAACACUGAAACCAGAAAGAGGCUGAGAAAUAUGUUUGGCCACCUGUCUGUAAGAGGAUGGAAUCAUUGUAUUCUGAGCAGUGGUUCACUACUAGGAUUUGCCCAUCACCGUGAGGUUCAGGUUGCUCAGCACUAUGUUGGGAGUCUUUGUCAAAACAAACAAAUCAUUUGAAGCCUGAAAUUUUUUCUAGCCAACCUGUUGCUGGCAAUUUGGUCCAGAGGUGGUACAUUGAAUAUCUGGCCUAGAAACCCUGGGGUGAAAUUGCAGUCACAGACACUGAAAACCAACUUCUGUGAUGGCUUGGCUCAGGCAGUUAUGACCUGGAGUCCUUGGCAGUCAAAAGUCCUUGCUACACGAGGUGGAAUGAAAGAUGGGAUUUUGUGUGUCUGGCACAUGAAUUGUGAGAAAAUAAUCCAAAGUGCAAUUGCAGAUUCACAGGAGAACUCAGGUAACAAAGGGAGAGUCUUGCAUAUAACCCCAAGCUCAGAUCACAGCAGGUUCAUUUUUGUUGCAGUGGAUGGGAUGUCUUGUCUGUGGAAACAGCAUGGGUCCGGGGAGAGCAUGCACAGCAACAAAGCUUUUUAA
Camarhynchus parvulus is the source of this 1362-nucleotide messenger RNA. It is a transcript of the gene CDC20B, whose product is annotated as cell division cycle 20B. The record is from RefSeq and is a predicted model, not a curated record. Gene Ontology annotation, molecular function: anaphase-promoting complex binding; ubiquitin ligase activator activity; protein binding. NCBI's taxonomy places the organism in Eukaryota, Metazoa, Chordata, Aves, Passeriformes, Thraupidae. Gene Ontology annotation, biological process: positive regulation of ubiquitin protein ligase activity; anaphase-promoting complex-dependent catabolic process; positive regulation of anaphase-promoting complex-dependent catabolic process. Gene Ontology annotation, cellular component: anaphase-promoting complex.